Molecule: messenger RNA, 1968 nt
Organism: Prorocentrum cordatum
Lineage: Eukaryota; Dinophyceae; Prorocentrales; Prorocentraceae
Source: the annotation of a GenBank genome assembly
AUGAAGCGGGGCGCACCCGCCACGAUCGACAUCGAUGAUGAGACGAGGAUGCAGCUGCGGUCGGAGCUUCUGGCCACUUCGCGGGGUUCGAAGGCGAGCGUCGCCCGCAUCCUGCAGACGCUGAAUAGGAAAGGCAUGCUUAGGGACGAGGAGCUCGGAGGACGAGAUGAGCUACGCCAGUGCAGGAUAGCAGCGGAGAUGCAUGGCCGCGCGAGGACGCCAUACGGACCUGUUGUGCAGACACUGGAUGUCCCAGGCAUCGGGCCGUGGGAAUAUGUACACCCAUUUGCGUUUCUGCACUAUAUGUCGACUAUCAGCGAAAAGUUUGCCAAUAUGCUGUCUGCUGCGCUCGACGAGGCACCUUUGUGUACUUGUAGCUUGGUGUUUUACGGUGACGAGAUGACGCCAGGCAACCCUUUGAGAUCUGAUGUUGGGCGCCAAUUGUGGAAUUUUUAUUACACCUUUCUGGAGCUACCAGGCUGGCUCCUCCAUAGAACGGGGGGCUGGUUUUGCCUGGGCGGGCUUCGCACCAGGCUGGUGGAGAGAAUUCCUGGGGGAGUGAGCGCCCUCUUGAAGCAUAUUAUCGUCGCCAUGUUCGUUGACGGGCCUCAUAACUUCACACACGGCUUUGUAGUUCCCCAUGGGAGUGCCGUGCGGGUGUUUCGUGCUCGCCUGGUCGGUUUUAUGGCUGAUGAAAAAAAAGGCCACAAAGAGUUUUUGGCCAUUAAAGGGGCGGCAGGGCUGAAACCCUGCAUCUCGUGCAUGAACGUGGUGAACUUCAUCCACAAGACUGGCUACGCCGACGGCCAGUACACCGUCGGACUGGACUGCAUAGAUAAAUCGAAGCUCAAGCAGCUGGACGACGACACGUUCUGGAGAAUGCACGAGAUCUUGGUAUCGCAGGUCGGGCAGAUAUCGAUGUCGAAGGUGGAGGCGCCCGAAACGAAGCUGGGCAUUAGUUAUAAUGAACAUGGGAUGUUGUGCGAUCCUCGUUUGAGAAGCGUGCUGCGCCCCGUGAGUAAUUACAUCAGGGAUUGGCAGCACACCCUGGUAUCGCAUGGCGUUGCGGGGCUUCAGAUUGCGGCGCUCACAUCGUGUUUGAAGAGGUUGAAUAUCGAUAUGCAUGAGAUUGCCGCCUACGCGCGCUUGUACAUCCAUCCCAAGUUGACCGCGUCACCCCCCAAGCCAGAGUGGUUCACGGAGAACUUCAUAGCGAACGACCACGUGAAGCUGUUUGCGAGCGACGUUCUCGGACUUUGCCCAUUGUUGCUGGCAUUUCUUCGGGACAGGUGCUCUGGCCGCGUGCCCGCGGACCACGUUCGAUGUUUCGAGCUGUUAACGUUCAUGUUGGGGCUCCUAUCAGGAGAGGACGAUAUGACGGGCGCAUUGCACGCCACGCUUUCGGGGGCCAUUGCAGAGCACGCGGUACUGUUUCGCCGAUUGUACCAUACGUUUAUCAAGGUGAAGUUUCAUCAUUUGGUGCACGUGCCCGACGACCUACUUCGACUGGGUAGGGUGAUUUCGUGCUUUGCGCCAGAACGGAAACACAAAGACGUGAAGACGACCGUGGUGCACGUUUACAACCAGGGGCGGUUCCAGUUCGACGAGCAGUAUAUAUCGACGUCGAAGCGCCGUAAACUCGAUAUCGCAGGCAUCCAGGUGGAUACGUCUACAGCGGCUGCGUUGAAGUGUGGUGGCGUGAAGAGGGGCGACUACGUGCUCAUCCGCACUGGCGGUGCACUUCGUUUAGGUAGAGUUGUGUUGUUCUAUGCGAUGGGCGAUUUCAUCGCAGUCCACGUGCGGGAGGCUGCCGCUGUGGACCCUGGGACUUGGACCAUCUGGGAUGAAUCGGCGACGCCAGACGUGGUCUUGGACCCGACGUCGAUUGUCAAGCCCGUUGUAUACAUGCGCAUUCCACCAUCGACCGUGAAGAUCAUCGUGCCUUACUAUCAUGGCAGGGGCGCGUAG